AUGUUGAGGCGAGCGAAUUGUGACAAGACGCGGGAACUGCGUCAUUACUACGCCGCCAUGUGCAGGAGUAACAUCAUGCUGCCAUGUGCCUUCUUUUGCUGUCGAGAUAUUACGACCGGGAACAAAGAAAUAAAACAAGACAUCAAGUAUGAUAAUAGCGUCGUUUUCUGUGCUCAUUCCGCGCAGGUACCGGAAGAGGAUUCCCACAGAGACGACGGGUCCAGUGAUGGCGGGACGAGCGGCGGGAUGUCGAGUUCCAAGUCGCCGUUCAGCCGAGGGAUUGGCAGCGGGGACAUGAGUCGACGGUCCCGCGAUGCGACGAGACUGUCCAUGCAGGUUGGCAGCUUCACCGGGGACUUGAUCCUGUCACGAUGGCUCGACAAGGAUUGUUUGGAUGGGCCGCGUCGAGAGCCACUGGGCAGCAGCCUGUCAGGCCUAGUGGAGGAGGUCACAAUUUUGAUCCGACCGGAAGGAGAAUCUCUGGGCCUGCAUGUGGUUCCGGAUUAUGACCCGGACACCGGUGUGGAACGAGGCCUCCGGGUGCAGCGUCUCGAGCCCGACAGCCGCGCUCACCGCGAUGGCCAGCUCCAAGUUCACGACAGGAUUGUGGAGAUCAACGGCCAGCACCUGAUCAACAUGCCGUUCGCCAAUGCGCACGAAUUGUUCAAGGAGGCGAUGGAAAGCCCGGAUAUUUUGUUACGAGUCGUGAAAGCCAGUGGGCGCCUCGUCGAGGGUAUGAAGGACAAAGACAGUUUCGUGUGGAGCAAAGGGGAACCCAGAGAAGAGGUGAAGACGCCCACGUCCGGCUUGAAGAAGUCAAUUUUACCGAACAGAACGUCGAAUGUUCUUAUGAGUGCGAACACGAGAAAAAUAGGGAAAAUUCUGACGAUCGAUCUGGUGAAAGGACCGCAGGGCUUGGGCUUCAGUCUGACCACGAGGGAUAAUCCAGCAGGCGGCUCGGCUCCUAUCUAUGUCAAAAAUAUUCUUCCGAAGGGAGCAGCGAUUGAGGAUGGGCGUCUGAAGCCUGGUGACCGACUGCUGGAGGUCAGCGGAACAGACAUGAAUGGGAAAUCGCAAAGUGAUGCUGUGAACGUUCUCCGCAAUGUCCCCACGGGUACGAAGGUUAUCCUUACUGUAUCUCGGCAGGAGAUAAAAGAAGAAAAGGACCUGUCCCCCAAACUUCCUCGCGAACUUCCGUCCGACAAAGCAGAAGAGGAAGCAGCUGCCAAGCAGCGAGAAAUCAUGACGCUUGACAUUCCAGUGCAUGACUCGGAACGUGCCGGACUAGGCGUCUCUGUGAAGGGAAAAACUUCCAACAAUAAUGAUCUCGGAAUCUUUGAUGGGCGAUUGAUGCCUAAUGACCAGUUGUUGAACAUCAACGGAAUCUCAUUGCUGGAUAAGUCCAACUCCGACGCGAUGGAAACUCUCCGAAAAGCCAUGUGCCAGGAAGGUCCAACUCCCGGAAUUCUAACAUUAACGAUUGCCCGACGAAGACAAGCAAUAGGAGGAGACGAUUUCCGCUCAUCCCCGAGCUCACAAUCCUCUGGAAACAUCGGGAAUAGCAGCUUAUCCGGAUCAGCGGAAACUCUUGACGAUGGUUGUUAUGGGAAAAACCAACAGUACACUUCGGAUUUUGGGUCAUCUGCUCCGGUUACGAGUUCGUCUCGCGGAAAUGUGCCAUCUCUGUCUCUGAAGAAGCAUCGGAUAGAAGAUCGAGACCUUGGUUUCGAUGUACUCCCGUUGCGGAACCCGGUGAUUGAUAGGAUAACGGGUCAGAAUUCCUUGCGGAACGACAGCUAUUGCAUGGCAAACCAUGAGGCAUCUUGGUCGUCCGGCGGCACGACGUCUAGUCAUUUAUCCUAUUUGGUGUCCGGAAAACGAUGCGAAGAUGACGUUGUGGACCAUGUAAGAAUGGUGAACGGCGGCGUGCGACCCGGCGGCACGAUCAUUUCGCAGCCCAACCACGAAAGCGUCAUGAUAGAAGACGAAUACGUUCCUCCGUUGCCGCUGCGCGAGUGCAACUCUUCCAUGGUUGGAUCGGACUCCAGGCGCACUAGCAAUAAUUCCGACGUUGCCUACGCGUCACAGACUUCGCUGGAAGAUAAUCCUGUCGGGUUCUCGCGUGAUCAGUUCGGUCGCCAGAGCAUGUCCGAGAAAGGCCACGCGACAUUGGACGCCAAGAACACCGAUACUUACCAGAGGAACAAGCGUAUCAGAGAGGAACGAAUGAGGAUUCAGCAGCUGCAGGCCAAGUCUAUGAUAGACAUCUGCAAGUUGACAAAAUCUGAAGAAUCAGAUGUGCGCGCGGGACAGCUGCGAGAGGCGCAGUCGACGGAUAAGUUGGAGUCACGAUUCUUGCCGAUGAUUCGCGGCAAAGAUGCAGCGCCGUCCACCGAAUGUCUCGCUAACAUCAAAGCCCUGUUCAAAAGCUAUUUGUCGUGCCCGAUGGGCGGCUCGCUGGCGAAGCGCCCGUCGGAAGCGAAUCGUAACAAGAAGUCCUCCAAGGACAUCGGGCCUGGACUGGGCAUGAAAAAAUCUUCUAGUCUGGAAUCCUUGCAAACUAUGGUGCAAGAGUUGAGUCAAGCCGAGGACGGAGACCCGGCCUUGUCUUACCGGCCGAACCCAGUGCGUGUUGUUCGUGGUCGUGGGUGUAACGAGAGCUUUAGAGCCGCUGUUGAUCGUACCUAUGAUGCUCCACUUGUCGAGCACGUACGCCCUGGGGAGCAUCCUCAAAUGGAAGCAGUAACUGAGGAAGACGGUACGAGCAGUGGUGAAAAUGCGGUAUCCGCUGAGAACCGCCGUCCUGGCCCGCAAUCGACGUCAACCCCUACUCAGAAUUACCAGCAACACGUGGAAAAACCGCCUCCAUUGAAUCCCCGGGCUGCCCAACCGCAUUAUCACGGAAGAGGCCACCGGGACCCGUCUGCUGCAGUGAGACCCGAUUCGUCCCUGGCUCGUGGCACCCAGCUUCAGUUGUCGAUGCCGGAGCGGAGCCACAAUGCGCCGCCCAAUGUGGUGCACGUGAGGUCUCAGUCACACUCGAACCCGCCGCCUCAUAAGACGCCGACCGACCAUCACAUGCAGAAUGGACACGACGCUGAUACUCACAGUCCGACGCCGCCGGCGAUUUCCCCGAUCAAGGCGCCGAAGGACAAGAAGAAGGGCAGCUUCUUCAAGGGACUNUAA
Messenger RNA from Notodromas monacha, 3186 nucleotides. NCBI's taxonomy places the organism in Eukaryota, Metazoa, Arthropoda, Ostracoda, Podocopida, Cyprididae. The record is from the annotation of a GenBank genome assembly.